AUGGCCAAGAAUUCCGCCGUCGUUGUGCGUGUAGCCAACGGGAACCAGCCGAGUCUGUCGCAGGAGAAUAUUGCAAUUCCUUCUCCGGAAGCGAAUCAGGUGCUUGUUAAAGUAUCGCAUGUGGCGCAGAACCCGACCGAUGUACAAGCCUUUGACAGCAAUGCUUUUGGCGAUGGGGCUGUUCUAGGAUGCGACUUCGUGGGAGAAGUUGUCGAGUUAGGAAGCCAAGUCACACGAUUUGCCAAGGGUGAUAUUGUGGCUGGCUUGAUCUGGGGAGGCGAAAUUCCCGGAUUGGGUGCAUACAGUCAUUACUGCGUGGCCGAUGACAAGAUAUCAUUCUGUCUACCUCGUUCGAUCUUGCGUGAGCAGGCGAGCACUGUUCCGUUAGCCGCCGCCACUGCUUGGCUUGCCCUAUUUUCUAAAACCUGCCUGGGGAUCGAGAGGGUCGGUGCUAAGGGCACCAGCAUUCUGGUGUGGGGCGGUAGCUCGAGCGUGGGCCAGUAUGCUAUUCAACUCGCUUCCAUGUAUCGCAUAAACGUUGUGACAACCUGCAGCCCGAAGCAUUUUGAGUUGGCUCGCUCACUCGGCGCUAAACAUGUUUUUGACUACAAGGAUCAAGAUAUCAUCCAAAAGAUCCAGGCAUCUGAGCCAGGAAUAUUACAUGUUUUCGACACGAUCGGGAACCCAACUUCAUCUACAAUUGCCUCUCGUGUUUUCAAAAGCGGAGCCGGGCAUCUGUGCACUGUACGCCCGGGCAAGGCCAACACAGAAAAUGUCGCUCCUGGAACAAAUGUUACAGACGUGCUGGUAUGGACUGCCUUCUUAAAAGAUCACAGCUACGGUGAUUUUAAAUGGCCUGCUUCAAAGGAUGAUCAUGAGCUUGCCAGUGAGCUUUUUGAGAAGCUCCCUGCGUGGUUGGAUGAUAGAACUCUCCGGCCCAACCAGCCACAGUCCCGAAAGGGGCUGAACAGCGUGCCCGAAGGAUUCCAGGAACACAGAGACGGGAAGGUCUCGGCCUUUAAGAUUGUCUAUGAAAUCUGA
Molecule: messenger RNA, 1041 nt
Organism: Penicillium subrubescens
Lineage: Eukaryota; Fungi; Ascomycota; Eurotiomycetes; Eurotiales; Aspergillaceae
Product: zinc-binding alcohol dehydrogenase family protein
Exons: 5
Coding region: 1-1041 (346 amino acids)
Molecular function (GO): oxidoreductase activity, acting on NAD(P)H
Source: RefSeq, a predicted model, not a curated record